CAUUAUGGCUUUAAAACAAAAGGCCCACGGCUUUCACAAGUCAAGACGGUGCGUUUAACGAAAUCCCUCAAAAGGCAUGAUGAAUGAACCUUGUUGAUCCUCUUCUUCUUUAGUCAAGAAAGUUCGGGAUCAAUAGGAGCAAAAAUGAAGAAGCUUCUUCACUCUCCUGUUUUCUUCUAGAUUUAAGUUCCAGAAUCUUGCUUUUUGAUUUCCGUCGUCAUUUUUGAAUUUGUGGUUUGAUUGGAACAGAUUGGUUCGCUAGGGUUUAGGUGCAAGAAGAUGGAUCGUAUCAGCGAUCUACCAGAAGAACUUAUUAGGCUAAUCGUGAGUUUUCUUGCUGCAAAGGAUGCUGCGUCUUUGGUUACCUCAAGGAGGUUUAGGAAUCUCUAUACCAUCAUACCAGAUCUUGUGUUCGAUGACAUAUUUAAGUUUCAGGGAACUUUCACGGAUUUCGUGAGUGAAGCAAUGGCUCGGCUGGAAACUACUACGCGCAUAAGGAGGUUCUCUUUAAAAUCUGAAAGGGGUGGUCUUGAUCAAGAUCGUAUCAACCACUGGCUACGUGAUGUGUUAAAUCAUCGUGGUGUCAUGGAUAUUGAAAUUUGUAUAAAUGGUGGUUAUGUAUAUACAUGGCCUUUAGAGUUCUUCACUUGCAAGACACUCAAAAAGAUGAAACUUGGAAGAGAAACUAUUAUCAGUGUGUUGCCUCAGAAUGCAUUGCUACCAGCGCUUGAGACUCUCUUUUUUGAAUCCGUUAUGUUCUGUAAUCUUGGUGAUUGUGCGUUCCAGGCGUUUAUUUCGGCCUGCCCUGUGCUUAAGGACCUAACCAUUGAUGGUAUGUGCUGGGAAACUUGGGAAUGGUCAGGCACCGUGUCUAGUCAAAGUCUUCAAAGACUUACUAUUAGUCGUGAUAUGCCUCAGGGUUUUGAUGGGUUCUAUGUUCCUCUGUACAUUACUUUUGAUACUCCAAGUCUUGCCUACUUAGACUACUGUGAUUUUGUCCCGGAUGGGUAUACAUUUGUUAAUUUCGAGUCCCUUGUGGAAGCUAAGCUCAAUCUUCAUUUGAUGGUAAAUGAUGAUGAUAUCUUAUGUAGCAAUGCAACAAAUCUCAUUCAAGGGAUAAAAAAUGUCAAGAUCCUGCAACUCUCAUCUCCUCGUACUUAUGAGACGCUUAACGUCUUCCGUGAUGCAAUUCCGGUAUUUGAAAAACUACAUCAUUUAACUAUGACACAUGAUAAUGCCAUUUCCAUGAGAUUCUGUUGGACGUUUCUUCCCUUUUUGCUAAAUAAGGCUCCAAAUCUGAAGACCCUUGUUAUCGAGGAUGUCUUGCACUAUCUUAAAGAGCCUGACUAUGUGUGCGAGUGUUUGUCGGGAUAUUCUUGUCUAUUGACAUGUCCAGUAGAGGUAUUGGAGAUAACUUUAUGGUAUGGCGGGGCGACUGGUGAGUUGCAGCAAGUGAGACAUUUCUUAGGAAAGUUGCCACGUCUGGAGCUGCUGAAAGUCAAUACUUGGAGAUGUUUAAGCAAUAGUGAGAAGUUAAGAAUCCAGACGGAUAUUCAAAAGUUUCCGAGAGCUUCACCAAACUGCAGGAUCCAGCUCAGUUAUUUUUGAAAACUACAAGGCUCAAUCAAGUAUGAAGAACAAACUUUGGUCCUCCGAUUUGUGCACAUUCUUGGUCAUUUUUAUUGGAUUAUCUGCUCCUAGCUAAUUUAUCUUCAAUAUGAUUCUAUCAACUUUGAUAUCUUAGAAAUUGGGACUUUUUCCCCCUUUGCCUUUCGCAUGGUAUUUGUAAUUUAAGCACUCCCAAGUCUCACUGAUCCUAAUUUCUCACGACGCAGUCGUAGAUGCCACAAGUUUAGUAUCAUAUAUCUUCUCUGCUUCUUGUCUAGGUCAUGUUCCAAGAUACCACGCUUCCAGCAAAGCACAUAUACUGAUAUACAAUGGUUAAAAUAAUCGUAAUGAGCUGGAUCAACACCUCUUAGCACUUUAAAGAGGAACUCCGAACGCGAGAACUGGCUGGCGGAGCCAAUACUCCAUCGGCAAAUUCCAUCAAACUCCCUUGAUUCUUGACUGAGUCAGCAAACACAAGUUUUUCUAUAAUGGUAAAGAGAUUCUGCCACCUCUUUGACAGGACAAAUGCAAAAGCGGCCUCCUUUGCAUAAAGGAAUGAGACAAUGUGGCAAACAAUAUCUCAUCAGGUAAACUACUAAUCCUCUUGUUAAACCCUAGAAAACCCCUUUUUACUAUACUCAAGUAAUUCCAUCCAAUGGAGAUCUUAAACCUCAAUUUUAACUUACGUUCACCCACUGCAAAAAUUAUACAAACAAGAAAAAAGAGUUUCAAAGUGGAGAUAAACACAUUUAACUCAAAAACAGA
Messenger RNA from Camelina sativa (false flax), 2373 nucleotides. RefSeq names its product F-box/LRR-repeat protein At3g58980-like. Gene Ontology annotation, molecular function: protein binding. The record is from RefSeq and is a predicted model, not a curated record. NCBI's taxonomy places the organism in Eukaryota, Viridiplantae, Streptophyta, Magnoliopsida, Brassicales, Brassicaceae.